Engraulis encrasicolus (European anchovy) is the source of this 1627-nucleotide messenger RNA. RefSeq names its product max-binding protein MNT-like. The coding region runs from base 70 to 1134 and encodes 354 amino acids. The transcript is spliced from 8 exons. NCBI's taxonomy places the organism in Eukaryota, Metazoa, Chordata, Actinopteri, Clupeiformes, Engraulidae. The record is from RefSeq and is a predicted model, not a curated record.
GAAGGAGAUAGAUGAAAGUCACAUCAGAGAAUAUCCCUUUAUUGUUUAUGUAUCAUCUGGGCUAACAUAAUGUUGCAGGCCCUAUAUGGGGGCGACUCCUCGCCAGAGGUGGGCACCAUCUCAUCGUUUACCAGCUCGGACGAUAUGUUCCUCCUUGAGGAAUUGGAUGAGGCCAUUGAGACAGCAGUUCUUGAGGCUGGAGGCUGUAUGCAGACUCCCUACUUUGCGGACACCUACCAUCAGCAGGGCUCCCUAAAUGACAUCAUCAGGGGAGACUAUGAGUCCACAGCCAGCACACGUCUACAGAUGGGACAGAUAACUAGCAGGACACAUGACGGUAUCAUACACGUCAAGGAGGCAAAGAAAGAAAACGUCCUCUCCUAUGUUAGUCCUGUUUCCUCGUCGGCCCCUGAAAUUCACUUUCUCGGCCAGGAAAAGGUCGCCCUGUUGCCCCUUUUCCCUCAUAGUUUUCCUCCGAUGAAAACCAGACUGCUGACAUCUCAGCCCCCUGUCUCCCCCAUCAACAUUUCACCCCUGAGAACUCUCUCCCAGAGCCUCCCCUCCAUCUCACCGCUGGACACCAUCCGUCCCAGCCUCCUCCUCCCCACCCCAUCCAAACUGUCAUCCCUGCCCUCCCUGUCUCCCAUCCUGCCCCCCAUCCCCUCCAAACUGCCACCAUUGCCCUCUCUGCCAUCCUGCACCUGCCAUGCCCUACUCUCCCAGACCUCUCCCCUGGAGCCUCUGCCCUCCAUCCCCCUCAAAUGUCCACCCCUGCCGUCUCUGACAGACAGCACCCACCAUACCCCCCUCUCCCAGAUCUCCCCUGCCCUGGAGGCUCUGAUCUCCACCCCCAGCCCUCUCUGGUAUCAUCUGCCUGCGCUGGACCUACACAUCAGGGCUGGACUUAAAAACAGAGUGGCUCCCUUGCCCCCUAUCCUCUCCCAGGCAUCCCAGCAGGAGAAUGUGGAGAGCAUUGAGGAGGAAAAACAAGAAAUGGCUGUUGAUGAUGAUGCUGGUGAAGCUGACUCUUCUCUCAAAGAAGUUGCUGAGGAGGGAGAGAGGAAGAAAAGGAAAAGCCUCAAAAAAAGGUUCCUCAGCUUUAUCCGCAGAUUCAACUGCUUCUGCUGCAAAUAGCCUCCAAGGCCAAGAAUCAUCGGCCCAAUUUUACUCUUAAAAAAAAAAAAAAAAAAAAAGAACAAGAAAAAAAAAAAAAAACAUUACCCCUACCCUUUCCAUUACCCCUACCCUUUCAAACCAACUUUUUUUUAUUUUAUUUUUUUUCAAUUGACAUCAAGUGCUUAACCACACGUUAUACAGAUCUAUGGCUAUAAUGAACAUGAAUUGCAAAAUAUUGAUGGGCCUACAAAUUCUUCUCAUAACCAUGCAGUUCUUUUGAGCUGUUACAAAGAGAGAUCUUCCCCCCUGUCUUUUAUUAACGUAAUCUGUUCACUGUAUCCUGCUAAUGUCGUGUGAAGGCAUUUCACUGUAGUUUUGGAUGUUGUAGCCUGUACAUUUCUGACACCCACACUACAAAAUGUUAGCCUCAUAUAAGUGCAUUAAUUGACUGGUAAUUGUGUGUGAGCCUGUUAGAGAUUGAAAAAAAAUAAAAUAAAUUGGUUUAUUCCCC